Messenger RNA from Chanos chanos (milkfish), 3182 nucleotides. RefSeq names its product solute carrier family 30 member 4 (gene slc30a4). Bases 75 to 1352 code for a protein of 425 amino acids. The transcript is spliced from 7 exons. Gene Ontology annotation, cellular component: plasma membrane. Gene Ontology annotation, molecular function: zinc ion transmembrane transporter activity. The record is from RefSeq and is a predicted model, not a curated record. Gene Ontology annotation, biological process: response to zinc ion; zinc ion transmembrane transport. Lineage: Eukaryota; Metazoa; Chordata; Actinopteri; Gonorynchiformes; Chanidae.
GAGACUUGAUUUUUUUUAGUUUAUUUAUUUGUUAUUUUAUCUCUCUUUAAUAAUUAAUUAAAACAUUGUCAAAAAUGUCGGGUGGAAACUUAGUGGCACGGGUGAGGUCCAUGUUCAGAAAGGAGCAGGCGGACUGGGACCUGAGUGAUACAGCCCAGUUUGAUUUCUCAAACGACCUUGCGGAAGAUGAAACGCCCAAAUUCAACAAACUCAAAGUUGUCGUUUCUGGAGAAAUGGAGGACUAUUCUUCAGCCGCCCCAAACGGAGCACUGGUCAAUACGCUCGUCGUGGAUGAUGAUGACUCACUUUUGGGAUCCUCCACAAGUUUGGGAAGUCCAGGCCUUAAUGUGGACUCCUGUGAGAACUGUACAAAGAGAAAAGAGCGUUUCAAGCAGAGGAAGGUCAUGAAGAGACUGGGGUGCGCUGCUGCGUUAUAUUUCUUCUUCAUGAUCGGUGAAUUAAUAGGCGGUUAUUUGGCUAACAGUCUGGCGAUCAUGACGGACGCUCUCCACAUGCUAACGGACCUCGUUGGUAUCUUUGUGUCCCUCCUCGCUCUGUGGUUGUCUGCCAAGCCUCCAACGAAAACAUUUACCUUCGGAUUGCAUCGCCUUGAGGUGGUGUCAGCAGGAAUCAGCGUGUUGCUGAUUUAUGUGCUGACAGGAGUGCUACUCAACGAAGCCAUCCAGAGAACCAUCCACCCAGAUUUCGACAUCGAUGGAGAUGUUAUGCUCAUUACCGCGGCGGUCGGUGUCGCCGUUAACCUGAUAAUGGGCUUCCUGCUAAACCAGUCAGGUCAUGUUCACUCCCACUCUCACUCUCACGGCCCAGCACAGCAGCUCCACGGCCCCCAGCGGGGCCACGGCAGCCUGGCUGUGAGGGCCGCGUUUAUCCACGCGCUGGGAGACCUGGUGCAGAGCGUGGGGGUCCUCAUCGCGGCCUACGUCGUCCGAUUCAAGCCCGAGUACAAGCUGGCGGAUCCCAUCUGUACAUAUGUGUUCUCCCUGCUGGUCCUUUUCACCACCCUCAGAAUCAUCAGAGACACUGGAGUCAUCCUCCUGGAGGGGGUUCCGAGACAUUUGGACGUGACGCGGAUCAGGGAGGACCUGCUGAAACUUGAAGAUGUCCAAUCAGUGGAGGAUCUGAACGUGUGGGCGCUGACGUCGGAUAAGACGGCUGCCCUGGCACACCUGCAGCUCUUGCCAACCAGUGCCCAGAACUGGGAGGAAGUCCAGGCCAAGGCGAGGCACCUCCUCCAGCACACGUACGGGAUCUCCAGAUGCACCGUGCAGCUGCAGUGUGUCCGCCAGACAGUGCCAAACUCAUGUACAAACUGCCUGAACCCCAGUGCCUGAGUGCAGCCCCACCCACACACACACACACACACACACACACACAGACACGCACGCACCCCGGUGCAGCUCACAGUCUCCACAGGGGACCUGUCUCAACGCCGCUGCUUACACAGGAGGAGCAUGUGACGCUCAGAUUUUCUUAACAGCAGUGCCAAAGGACAGUGGUCGCUUUUCCUUUAAAAAGAAGAAAAAGAGAGAGAGAGAGAGACAGAAACAGAGAGGGGAUAUAUAUUCUUCCAUUGUUUUGACUUGUAACAUGCUGAGCAUUUGUAAAAUAACAUGUUAAACUUUCUUUUGGGAUAAACAUUUAGUACAAGCCUGUAGUGAAUGAAAAUGCACUUUUUACUUUACCUUUAGAGGAGGUAUUGUGUAGAGUGAUUGGUACAGUUAAUUUUCACAUAUCUUUGUUAUUUGAUUGGUUCCUUUUAUUGAUGAGGGUGUAUUUAAGGAAAAGGAGAGCAAAUCUUCCAGUUCUUCACCUGUUCCUCUGACCCCACUCUUAACGCGCCGGACUCAGCCUGUGAAGUCGCGCCCGAGUCGUGUUAGGCCGCGCGGAUGGUGUUCAUACUAUUAACUCUACUCUUUUCUCCUGACGCCUGCUUUCAGCUGUCUCUCUCUCUCUCUGUCUCUCUCUCUCUGAGACGUGCUGUACCUGUCUUCUCCUCAGGCGUCACGCUUUGAAAAAACCCUCUUCACUCAGCAGGUUUGGCCUGUUUCGCCAGAAUCAGUGUUUUGUGGACGACGUCAUUUCCCUUUUUAUUUUAUGAUGAGGACUGGUGCAUUGGUCCACUAAAGUGAAUUGUUAGAUACAUGCAACUGACAAUCAGAUCUCUUCAGUAUUGAGUCUAUUUGAGCAGUAUUCACGGUGAGAAGCAUUCAGCCCGGCCUUCGCCUCCACACGUCUGUGGCUUUUCAUAUUUGCCUUGUGUUGGCCCACUGGUCUCUCUGUACCUGGACUUUACCCAGUGAUCCAGCCCCUGUGCUUUUUAGGGCUCUGAUGAUGCCAAGGUCUCCAGAGAUUUUCUCACUGACGUCAGGUGACUGUGAAUGGAAUGGGUGUGGUGUUGUAGAGCAGGUGGAGGUUAAUGGGGUGGGUUUGGUGUAGAGCAGUGUGGCAGGGCUCUGUAAGGGCAGCGGUUGUAGGCUCAGCUGAACACCCACCUCGCUGUCAGUGCACCUGAUGAUCAUCUGAGUAAACUACCUGACGGAGCUGUAGACGUCUGAGUACACUACCUCUCCACCUGACGGAGCUGUAGACGUCUGAGUACACUACCUCUCCACCUGAUGGAGCUGUAGACAUCUGAGUACACUACCUCUCCACCCGACGGAGCUGUAGACGUCUGAGUACACUACCUCUCCACCUGAUGGAGCUGUAGAUGUCUGAGUACACUACCUCUCCACCUGACGGAGCUGUAGACAUCUGAGUACACUACCUCUCCACCUGAUGGAGUCCUAGGCCCAUGUUGUGUUCUAGGUGAAAUUCAUUGAGAAGUGGGUGGCCACGCAGGUAUAAGGUCUUUACUCAAAGAAGCGUGGCCUUUCACAAGCUCAUUUCUAAAUGCCUUGAUUUUCUCAUCUGUUUUUAUUUUAAUUAGAGUUUAUUUUGUGGCUUAGCGCUUCAGCUGUCGUAAGAUAUCUCAUUUCAGAUAAAUUGCACAUUCCAGUAACUUGAACAGUCAAGCUGUUUUUGUUUUUUUGUUUUUGUUUUUUCCAGUAUUAUUUUUGCCUGAGUGACAUCUGAAGCUUCUGUGUAACUGGUUUAAAAUGGAGGCACUGGCAAUAGACACUGACACUGUAUGUUUUGGCCGUUGUUGAACAGCAAAAUAAACC